Molecule: messenger RNA, 572 nt
Organism: Magallana angulata
Lineage: Eukaryota; Metazoa; Mollusca; Bivalvia; Ostreida; Ostreidae
Exons: 4
Coding region: 37-384 (115 amino acids)
Source: RefSeq, a predicted model, not a curated record
UUCUAUUUAUCACGCUCAUUCUGUUUCUGGUUUGAAAUGAAGGCCACAUGGAGGACCAAGAAAACUACAGCUGUAAGAGCUAAAGCAAAACGGCAUGCAGUGGUUACAAAGAAGAAGAAAGAGAGACCGGCUGUGGAGAGUAUUCCUGGCACAGAGUUUCUGAGUGAGAAACAGAGGAAACAUGUCAAGAUCCAUACAAAGAGUGCCAAGAUCAACGUCAGUGGAAAGAGAAAAAGAAAGGUGAUAAAACGACUUCGCCAUCAGAAGACAGCAGAGUUGGAGGCAGAGCCACAAACGGAUGAUGUUGACAUGGUACAGGAACCAUCCAGUGGUAAACAGAAAAGAAAAAAGAAAUCAAAGGGCCAAGGAAUGGAUGUUGAUUGACGGAGUAGCUUGUACAUAUAGAAGAUGAUGGGCCAAGAAAUAGCCAUUGUGUGGGCUUGUUUGUACAACAACAUUUUGAGAAGAAAAAUACUGUAUUUAGCUAUAGUUGUUGCAUUUAUUGUUUGGAAAACUUGUACCGGUAGAUACAUGUAUUAACAUUCAUAAUAAAAACAAAUACCCAAAACUGA